AAGAAUUUACGUCAAUCUCGAAAAUGCAUCUAAUUGUUAAAGAGUGUAUGAGGAGAGAAGAAUGCUCCUCAGAGAGAUCUAUGGCACGUUACAAGAAGGUGAGGCACAAAUUAGCACCUUGCACCUCCCUCGUAAAGUAACAUCACGAGACAGCAAUACUCUGGCUAGCCUGCGGGCGACGCGGCCGCCGUGCACCGGUAAAGUACCUCAUGUUACUCUCCUCUGCCCUUCCCCGCAGGCUCGUGGGAGAGAAAAUCUCCAGCUUCCAGUGCCUCGUAAUCCGAGUACGAAAAGGGUAAUUAGACUAAGAGGGGAGGAUAAUUGGGGCAAGGUAGUAGGAGAGUGAGGGAGGAUAAUUAUAAGCGAGAGGGAUCUGACCCGCACCUUGCGUCACCUGGGGGUAGGGCAGAGCAGCGCCCGCCUCCAUGUCUCCUACGCUCUCUCACUACCUGCCUCCACCCGCCCUUUUUUGGUAUCUAUUUUAAUAUUAUAACCACUUCUAUUUAACCAGUAUCGUCUCGUACAUAUUUCGCCAGCUCUGGGCUACUUGAAGCAUUGGUGUUGCUGUCGAUAGUUGGGCACUGAGCCGUGGCUGUGAUAUGUGGCUAACAAGGUUACGCUCGCCAAGAUUACUGCUCGCGAAAACCAUCCCGCAUCGGUAAUAUUUGCUGGGCGUUUUCGGCCGAAUGAGGGAUGAAGACGAUAGCUGGGCAGUUGUCUGUGUGAAGUGGACGAGGCCGCAAGGAAGCAGCCAGGCCUCUCCUGCACCACCAGCACCCACACCUGAAGGUGGUCACCACACGUGAUCGUCGCCACCACCAGCCAAUACCUCUUCUUCAGGCAGGUGAAAGUCAAGCAUUGCAGAGCGAGGUCCAGCGUGUAUACCAUCGUGGCGGUGACCAUAAACAGUGCCACUCACAACCUGCUGUUCACCCCCCCCCCUCCAGCUGCAGCUGCUGCAGCUGCUGCUGCUGCCCACGACACUCAGUCUAGCCGCAAGCACCACGCUGUUAGGGCGUCCCAAGGAUCUCUCCAGCACUGAGUUACGCGGUCACUCACCAGGAUAUAUUUACAUACACGAGUGACGUACAUCGGACACUCUUGGUGCACAUAGAUAUACAUAUGAUUACCUUAUGCGGUGUCGUCAAAAUAAGUGCAGUGAGGGGCUAUAGUGACACUGGGUCCUGGUGCCUGUGAAUGAAGUGACACAAGGUCUUCCCUUGACUGUGAAUGAACACAGUACACUGAGAGAGCUGUACGUCACUACACACGCUCCACUCAUCAUUUUUCCUGCAUGGGAGUCGCCUACGGGUUGGACUAGAACUAGACGAGGCCACCCCAAACACCUGUGACUGCAGCUGCUGUUAGCGCCUGUUCGACUUCCAGAGAGACGCAAAGAGGACAACGACGCAGGAAUACGUACACGAAGACAAUCUUGGACUCGUAAAUGAAGAAACAAGAUAUUGGACAUAUGCAAGGUUCUGCAUAAUAAAAGUAAUAAUCAACGAAAAUAUCUAAGCAAAUAUUUCAAGCUCGGUUAGCACACACAAAACAACAAACGUACACGGAAAUUUUCCUGCCUAACAGUGGGUCUGAUUUCACCAGUGAGCAUAAGUAAACGAAGGACGCAGAGGCUGGAUUGUUAAUCAUAUCAAUGUGAACUUGAGACGGCCUCUACGAGAUCUUCAAACAGUGUUGUCAAGACUCGGCCAGCCAGAAAACCUUAGGAGUUCCCAUUGCUUACUCCAACACACCGCCAUUCCCAUACCUUGUUGUUAAGAUAUAAUUUCAUACCACGGAGCUCUUCACUUGCGACGACCACCUAAAAGGGAUAAUAGAGGGAUCGUUAGAGACUCCCAGGAAGGUGCCGCACCACCCAGCGUUGCUUAGUCGAAAAUCCGAUUGUGGUUGUAGAACGAGGGUGGAGUGAUGAGGGCGUGAGGCAGCAGUUGUAGACAGCAGGGGUCCUGGCUGAUGUAGCCGCAGCAUCCACUCCCUGCUGAGACGCCAGCCACGCCUGCCCUCUACGCACCGACUCCAUCACCACACCACCUCCCACUCCAUGCAUAUCACCUGCAUCUUGCGAAGUGUUUGUGCUUAUGGAGAACACUGAGAGCAUAAAAGAAUAAAUUUAAUUAUUUAUCCUGUAGUCAACAAGUCUUCUUAACUGAACUUGAAAUCUCGAGGAGAUAAGGAAAUUCAAUUGUCUGUACUCUGCUUCACGUUUUUACAUUUCCCAACGAGCAUUACUUGUGAGAAAUUAGAUGCAAAAAAUUGUAAUCUUUACCCUUUAGUUCUCGCUGGCGGUGGUUCAGCACGUCCAUGUAUACAGCUACCUAACUGAACGAGUCUGGAGGACCCCCAGCCAGGGACGACUCCGCCCGUAAAACAGACACAUCGAGGCCCUUACCGUGUAAACCGACACCCUGGCCACACUCUUGUCACCACACGCGCUUCCUCCUCUUCAAACCAACCCUUGCAGAGUCUAACUAAUCUGAAAUAUCCCAUUUAUGCCCUUAAUGAUCUCCAUUACCGGUGAUCUCAAUCUAACCCUCAACAAAACGCAUAUUUGAGGCUGGAGCCAGUCACCUGCGCAUUCCAGGCGUAGGCCGGGCCCAGCAGGGCUUUGUUGUGGCUUGGUGGGGAGGCUGCCUUAUCUGGGGCGGAGACGCCCAUCCUCCGCAGAUAAGACACUCACUUUCGCCCGCCUUGCCAUGUUAUCGCUCGUUGGACAUCCUGUGAAAAAGGACACCUCUGUGACGCUGUGAAGGACGCACCAACGGUAGCGGACUGACAUCAAGCAUGGUGGUGAGCGACUCUGGAUGGUGUUGAAUAGUCUGACAGGAAACAAAACUUAGGUUGUGACAGAAGGGCAAGAUCCGUGCUCCAAAAUACAGUACUGAAGAAUUUAUGAGUUGCAAAAAAAAUCGAUUUAUAGUGGCUCUUAAUAUCUGAUGGUCUGAAAGGUGUGACAGACUGGUGUAAUAUUUUUGAGCUGUGAGUCUUCCGAGUUCUUUAUAGCAGCAAAAACUCGUGUACACUUAAACCAGUUUUAAUACGUCAAUGAGAAAAUAUACCAGCGGCUACUGCUUCUAUUUUUUAAAGUCGACCUCAGAGACAUUAUAUUAAUCGCCUCUGUAUGCAAAUGAACCUCAUUUCGAAGCACGGUAAUGGAAGGUUUAGUAACGGCACCAACGAAGGCAAUUCCAGGCACCCACGCACACCCGCAACACUGAAGUGAGAGAAUCACCCAUAAGAGCCAAUCUCGUUCUGUGAGACCCCCGCCUACAACAAGUGGUGAGGUAAUGGUGGCAAACCGAGACCAAGAAUUAUAUAUUGGCAAAUACAACGUUAACUAAAAUUGUGUAAGCAAAAGAAUAUCACUGUUUGUACGGUAAGUGGGAAGACUCCAAGUGCACCCUACCUCCUCCCUCAUCCACUGAGCACUACAAUGUAACUUGUGAAUGCUAACGAGGUCUUAUUCGAUACACUUAUUUAUCAGGCUCUUAGAAAUCAAUAUCACAUUUCCUGUAGGUUUAUAGACAUUGAAGUACCUAAUAAAGACCUGCUGUAUUUGAAAUACAAUUUAGUAGGCUCUUAAGUGCCAUAUUUAUUAUGUAUAAUUUUGUAUUGUGAAAGUAUUGCUUUAGAUGCUCCCUACAUAUAGAUUAGAUAUAUAUUUUUGAAGAUAAAUAAUUUAUAUCAUUAGUUCAUUUAUUUAUAUAUACAUAUAUAAGUGGGUAAUUGUAUUCAUUAAGGGUUAAUAAAAUAUGAACUAUUGUAUGCUUGUGUUAUAGGAAUAUUUGUGUACUUACGAUCAUAGCCUAGUAUCAUCAGUUUUGUAAUUAAUAUAAGCUAUAUGUCCUAUUACUAACCAGUGUAUGACGUUUAAAAGUAGAAAUUGAACCACAACUCGCGAGAAACUAACCAUCAAUAAGAAAGUGACUUCAUUAAAAACGAGUCUUAGAAGGAAAAAUUUACACAGGAAGAGCGAAUCAUAAAUUCCGAGGGUGAUUUGUACCUGGCGAGGGUGAGAGGGGUCACUGUAGGGGGUAGGUGUGAGCUGUGGGCGCGCCGGUAGCCUACACAAAUACCCUUGAGCAAACAUCUCGACCUCCUCAAGAACCUGUGGGGUUCGGCUCUCACUCCUCUUGCCACUUGCGGCCUCCUGGAAAUCUGCCCUCUGGAAUCUCUGUGGAUUCGUGGCAUCUGGUAUUUAAUCUGGUCUUGUGGACUUGGGUGUGUAUAGGAUUUGUGUGAUCUUGUGAGAGAGGUGAUGUAUUUCGUGAUAGUGACGACUGCGACAGACAUUGUCACACUCACUUGAACGCUUGCACAUCAAAAAAUAUCUGUAUAUUUAUAUAUCAUUAGUUUUCAAUGAUGAUGAAUAUGGAUGACAUAAACGGGGCUAAAUAUGCCCUAAGGACUAAAUCAAUCAUUAAAAGAAUAGAAUCAGAGAAGAACAGAGCAACGUCGAAGAGGAGAGAGCCGAAGGAGAAGCAGAAACCUCCGCCGCUCAGCAAGUACCGACGCAAGACAGCAAACGCAAGAGAGAGGAACAGAAUGAAGGAGAUAAACGACGCCUUUGUCACGCUCCAGAAAGCCAUCCCGGAUCUUCCUGGAGCUGACGCUGAGAAACUCACCAAGAUCACCGUCUUAAGGCUCGCCGUCAAUUACAUCAACGCUCUCGCUGAUGUACUUAAUGAAGACAGCUUUGGUCCCAAGGAUAUUGACGGCGUGAGAGAAAUCUGGUGUUUAGAAAACGCUCAUAUGGCCCGACCAGAGCACUGUGUGAGACCUGUGAUAAGAACUAGCAAAAUGUCCACCAGUCCUACGAGCAAAAGUAAUAAAUGUAGUGUUAACAGCAAAACUCAUAAUAAAAUAUCUAAACCGAAGUGCCCUGUCACGAAAAUAAACGAAAAUAAAAUUAAAAAUGUGAUAGGUGGAAAAGGUUCAGUUAAGCGGCCAAGCAAAUCUAAAUGUAAAACAAAAAUGUGCAAAACAGCGAGUAUAGCGACCAACAACGGCGCGUACAUCACUCUCAAGAAUGUUGCUCUUCAGACACCGCCACAUAGACUGGGAAGAUUCGCCAACAAUGAACCGUUGAUGAUGUCCAUGACAGUCAAGAGACCCAGAAUGGAACAUUUUUCAGCAUCUCGAGAGACGAAAAUGCCUCGCCUAGAGCCUUUAAUGCCUCUGGUGACCGUCACUCAGCCCUUACUCGCCCUCACGCCCUACGGCACAGAAUUUUUGCACGUUCCAGCCUCCAUACCGGGUCACAACAUUCCAGAACCACUAGUGGGCGCCACACCUUUCACGCCACGUCGACCCUACACACACAACACCUCAAUGUUCUUCACUCAGAACGACACCAUUUCCCUCAAUGUCGUUCAAGAUCUCGACAGCCCUGUCGUGAGAAACGACGUACUACUGGAGUUUCCGAGAAGCGGAAGACAUUUAAGUGAUUCCUCGAGUGCCGAUUCGGCCUUCUCCAGCGAAGGUUCUUCCCCUCCGAGUCCCAUCACGGGCGCAACCUUUACAACCCCCGUCCCUAUACCCAUAGGAGACAGUUCUCCGUCCUUCUCCGUCACCUCCAGCGACUUCUCCGGUUGCGGAUCGACGUCAGACUGCGAGAGUGUGCUGGCGACGCCGGUGGAGCUCGGCAGUCUGCUGGGAGAUGAACCCUUCGAGGAAGAGCUUGACCACCUGACCUCGACCUUCGCUGAGGGUGACGACACGCUCAAUCUAUUUCUUGCUCACACGUCCUCGAACUUCAUCUGCACCGAUAUUGAUGACUGCUAGGAAGAUGGGAUUGGUUAGCGACUAAUGUACAAAUGCGAACUGCAGAGUUAGUACAGACUAUUUAUUGCCAGUGAUUGAGAAAACCAUUAAUGAUGAUUAUCGAUGGAGAACUGGUGAUUUCCGUAAAGUACAGUUGACUACCGGUAAUGUACGGAUAAUUACGGUUAAUAUACGGUGAUUACGGACCUCUACCGGUGAUUUACGAAUAACAACGGCUAAUGUGCCGUUGACUGCUGAUGAUAUGCAGAUACCUGCGAUUGAUAUACGGAUACCUGUGAUUAAUAUACGGAUACCUGCGAUUGAUAUAUAGAUACCUGUGAUUGUUAUACGGAUACCUGCGAUUGAUAUAGGGAUAUACGUGAUUGAUAUACGAAUGACUGCGAAUGGUGGAACAGCGAGUGACAAACGAAUCUGUGAGGGAGUGUGGAUGACAGGAAUCUCCAACACAACAGACGAACGUCUCAAAAGAAAGCCCAGCAUGACAGACAUCUGUCUCACAGGGACACCCAACACGACAAUAUCCACGAUGGAAUCUUGUUCGUGAUGUUGAUAAGUCACUGUUGGCCGAUGGUCAGUUGCGGGAACAGUAAUAAUAAUGGAACCGCUUCUAGGGAUGCCAUGAAAGUUUGUACAACACAUUACAUUUGUAACUGAGAGAUAAUGUAAUGAUCAUACGGAAUUUAAGUAUAGAAAUAUACAUAUCAACCAUCUGUGUUCACAUUUUUUUUGUAUAUAAGAUGUUUUCCACUUUUGCUUUUUAUGUAAAUAAAACGAUUUUUCCAUUUUCUUUUUGCCUUUAAUUGAAAGACCUCCAGCUC
Cherax quadricarinatus is the source of this 6620-nucleotide messenger RNA. RefSeq lists its product as uncharacterized. The record is from RefSeq and is a predicted model, not a curated record. NCBI's taxonomy places the organism in Eukaryota, Metazoa, Arthropoda, Malacostraca, Decapoda, Parastacidae. Gene Ontology annotation, cellular component: nucleus. Gene Ontology annotation, molecular function: DNA-binding transcription factor activity, RNA polymerase II-specific; E-box binding; protein dimerization activity. Gene Ontology annotation, biological process: axon development; positive regulation of transcription by RNA polymerase II; sensory organ development.